Molecule: messenger RNA, 4411 nt
Organism: Python bivittatus (Burmese python)
Lineage: Eukaryota; Metazoa; Chordata; Lepidosauria; Squamata; Pythonidae
Gene: SFXN1
Product: sideroflexin 1
Biological process (GO): serine import into mitochondrion; monoatomic ion transport
Cellular component (GO): mitochondrial inner membrane
Molecular function (GO): monoatomic ion transmembrane transporter activity
Source: RefSeq, a predicted model, not a curated record
CUCCUUUGCCUUGCCCGCGUUGCCAUUUGCUCGCAAGCCGCUGAAUUUCUUCCGGCGGGCUUCGGCGGGGGUUCGUGUGAUUUGACGGGAGGGCUCGGCGAGGAAUCGACGCUGACGCGCGGGAGUCACCGGCGGAGCGGGGCGCACAGGGGGCGCCUGUACUUGAAAAAAUGUCUGGAGAUAUACCGUUAAACAUCAAUAUCAAAGAGCCUCGCUGGGAUCAAAGUACAUUUGUUGGACGAGCUAGCCACUUCUUCACUGUAACCGAUCCUAGGAAUAUAUUGUUAUCCAAUGAACAAUUAGAAAAAGCAAGAAAAAUUGUGCAUGAUUACAGACAAGGCAUUGUGGCCCCUGGGGUGACAGAAGAUGAACUAUGGAGAGCAAAAUAUGUCUAUGAUUCAGCCUUCCAUCCGGAUACUGGUGAAAAGAUGGUUUUGAUUGGCCGUAUGUCUGCUCAGGUGCCUAUGAAUAUGACAAUUACUGGCUGCAUGAUGACAUUUUAUAGAACAACUCCAGCAGUGGUCUUCUGGCAAUGGAUUAAUCAGUCAUUCAAUGCCAUUGUAAAUUAUACCAACAGGAGUGGAGAUGCUCCAAUCACAGUCAGCCAGCUGGGAACGGCCUAUGUUUCUGCUACCACAGGUGCUGUUGCAACUGCUUUAGGACUUAAUGCACUCACAAAGCAUGUUUCACCUCUUAUAGGACGUUUUGUUCCUUUUGCUGCUGUAGCUGCUGCAAACUGUAUUAAUAUUCCAUUAAUGAGGCAAAGGGAACUAAAGUAUGGUAUUCCCAUUACAGACGAAAAUGGGAACAGACUGGGUGAAUCAUCCAAAGCUGCUCAACAGGCCAUCGUGCAAGUUGUGAUUUCAAGGAUUCUUAUGGCUGCUCCAGGAAUGGCCAUUCCCCCGUUCAUAAUGAAUACUUUGGAAAAGAAGGCAUUUUUAAAGAGGUUCCCAUGGAUGAGUGCCCCCAUUCAAGUGGGAUUAGUGGGUUUCUGUUUGGUGUUCGCAACACCUCUGUGCUGUGCAUUAUUUCCACAGAAAAGUUCCAUGUCUGUAACACGUCUGGAGCCAGAAUUACAAGCUAAGAUCAAAGAGAUGAGUCCUGAAUUGGAUCGGGUAUAUUUUAACAAAGGGUUAUGAUUUGUAGAAGACAAAUAGGUGAUUUGUCCUUCAAUGAUAGUUAGAUGAACUUAUUUUAAUUGAGUCUACUUAGUUAAAACAAUGCAAUCCUAACAUGUUAUUUCAAUUUUUGUAUAAUUUUGGACACUGAGAUUAUUUAAGUAUCAUUAGGAAAUUUUCAUAAUUAUGGUCUGAAAAUUCCGACAAUUGUCCAAUUCAGCUCCAAAUAUUCAAAAUGGUUUACACUAAUAACUACCUAUCAGUCAAAAUUUCAAUUCCUUUGGAAAGUGAAACAACUUCAAGGAAAUCAUACAGUGUUAUCUUAAAGUUACUGCCUACCUUAUUUUUUUCCACUACAAGAAAGUAAAUAACAAAUUCAUCUUUGCUAUUACAUUUGUAAAUACAAUUCAAAUGACACUUAUCUAUCAGAUUACUUCCUCAGAGUCCAAAAGAGUGACUUUGUGGUAUCUCUUUGAUAUAUGAAUCUUAGAUUUUCUUAUUUCACUUAUCUAAUGUUUGGAUAGGGGGAGUAAUUAUGAUGGGCAAGAGUGAGAGAUUUCAGUGCUGUAGAAAUUUAAAGCCAUUUCCACUGCUUAUUUAUCAUUUGACUGUUGUACUUCUAGCAUAAAAGCUCUAUGAAAUUAGAUAAAUUCUGCUUGGAUAAAGUUCUGCUUAGAAUGUCCUAAGUUUGCUAAAAUAAAAUAAAGUCACUAAGCCAGAGGUUCCCAAACUUUCUCGGUUCACAGCACCUUUAGUGUCUUAGUAAUUUUUUCAUGGUGCCCUAGCAGUUCUCGAACUGUGCACCAUGGCACCUGGGGUCAAUUAUUAAUUAGUAAAUAAUCCUGUGGUGCCAUUUACUAAGUAAUAAAAAAUCAAUUUAUUAAGUCGCAUUUGUUUGGUAGUAAAAUACCCCACAGUGCCCCUGUGAGUUCGCUGCAAUGCCCUGGGAUGCUGUGGCCCACAGCUUGGGAACCAUGGCACUAAGCCAUAAAAUAAGCAAUGAGAAUAUUUGCUGUAAGUAAUCUUGUAAAGCAGGUCUUGAAGCCUAUCCAAAUGUUGAGCAAGGCAUAGUCCUGUCAGGACAAUACUACCUCCCCAUGUAUGAUGCAUAUUGAAGAUUGCUUUAUGAGUAUUCCCUGCAUGCAUCAAGCCAAAAAAACCACCCUAAUUCUUCUAGUUAAAGGAAAUGCUUUCUUGGUCAGCAUCUUAAUUAGCUUGACAUCCAGCAGCAAUGGGCAGGAUCUUGCAUGGAUUUUUACUGGCUAUCAGACAUUGUGCACUAAUGCCUAACUGGUGACAUUGGCCAAAUUCUGCAAAACCCCAAGAUGUUGAGUUUAUGCAUUUCAUCAAUACAUUUCUAUGGUCUUAUCAAUUAUGUUUUCCCAGAAACGAUUAGCAUAUAUUAUGAGCUCAUGUUCUCAUAUCUGAUAAUUCUCAAAUUCCUGAGACAGUCUGUUAAAUGUAACUGUGUGGAAACACCAGACUGCUAAAUACUAUUUUCAGAGUGCUCUGUUUUAUUUAUUUAUUUUUUCUCCCAAAGGAGGUGCUAUACAGCAGCUUUUUAAAAACAUUCGCAAAGCAUGUAUUUAUGGCACUUUUAAUCAAUUUCUUACUGGUCUUCUGCUAGUUACUCAGUAUGCUUUGCUAUCCAUACACCUAUAAUACAAUGAUCCUAUGAAGUAGGGUGCUAUUGUUUCUCAUUAUAAAGACAUGAGAAAACAGACCACAAAAUAGUGACUUCUUUUUUAAAAUCAUCUUGCAAGUUUAAUACUAAGUUGAACCAAAGUCCCAAUGCUGACCCCACUGAAGCAUGUUAAUUAUUCAUUUGGCACAAAUUCUGAACAUUAUUUCUAUGAAUGUUUCCACUGGAAUUUCAGCAUGCCUGAUAAUACAUACAUUAUUGGUAUUUACUAUUUAAUGUACCUUCUCCCAAGUGUAAUAUCACAGUGGAGACCUUUGUACUGGUAUGAAUAGAUCUAGCUCUGUACUCAGUGAAGUUGCUAUUCAGGAUAAACUUUGGCCUUUGUAUAUAUCCAAAAUAGUACAGUAUACACAGUUAGUAGACCACUUAUAGCAUAGCUAAUACUCAGAUGUAUUAGACAGAAUAUAGUUUAUUGUGAUUGUAAUACCGUGAAAUGUGCCAUACAGGAGAAGUUUAUUUAGUGGCAGAUGAUUCUCAACUUGGAAUGGAAUGGAAAAAAAUAAAUGUUUGAUUUGAACACUUACUUUACAAAGACCCCUAAGCAGUUGGAUUUGCAGCCAGUGGUUCUCAGGCAGCCUGGGAGUUUGCUUGGUAGUUUAUCAUGAAUUCCUCAAGAUAAUGUAAAGAGCAGGCAAGCAUAGCAUCAUUUAAUUUUCCAUGCAAAGCAGAGUCACAGGAGAGUAAGCUAACUAGGUAUAUUCUUCAUGUCAGACAAAGAUGAGACCAUUGUAUACUUGGCUAAAGUCCUAUAUAAGUAUUAAUUAUGUUCUCUAAAUAUUCUGUUCUGCUGGUGGUUCUUCAGUAAGCUAACAAACGUGGAAAGGAUUUCCUGAAUUGAGAGAAACUGACUCCAGGACAAAACUGUUUAUAAGUUUGGCUGCUGUUUCUAAAGACCUCUAUUGCUCCCAGUACUGCUAUAUAUUUUGUACUGCUUGUUUAGGCUACAUCCAGAAAGAUUGCACUUUCCAACCUAUGCCACACUCUGGUAUGAGUGGCAUACAUGAAAAAUAUGACAGAUCACUUGCCUUGUGUGAUGGUGAAAGGAGGGGAAAUUUUGCAGCCCAAAGACUGUGCCACCUAGAUGUACUUUGGUCACAUAGAUUUCUGCUAGUGCAGAUAUCAGUUUUACAACAUCUGAUUAUAUCAUACCUACUCAGCAGUAGGACCCCAUUUUGUUAAGAAGGGGUUGAUUUCUUCAUGAAGAGGCUUAGGCUGCAAUAAUUGACCUUGGUUCCUUAACAAAAUAAUGGUAAUAAUUAUUUUUGAAAUGUGAACUUUAGUUAAUUGCAAGUAAUUAUAGUUCACAGCUAAAGAGACUACAGGAAGACAGUUAAUAAUGCAGUCAUGUUUAAGGGCUUGUUUUUUGAAAGAAAUUUCUGCAACUUUCCAGAAGGUGUGUUUUAGUUGAUAUCACUUGAAUAUAUAUCAUGUGACUUCAGUAUGUUUAGAAAAACUGGGUAUUCGCAUGUGGCAUGCUUGAAAUAAUAUAGCCUAGAGCACAACAAUUUUUACUCAGAUUUUUUUUUCCAGGAUUAAAAAAAAACAUUAUUUUGUUCCUGGAAUACAUGUAUUUAAAACAAAUUAAGUAUCA